This is a messenger RNA of Pelobates fuscus (common spadefoot toad), 1756 nucleotides long. RefSeq names its product granulocyte-macrophage colony-stimulating factor receptor subunit alpha-like. The transcript is spliced from 14 exons. The record is from RefSeq and is a predicted model, not a curated record. The coding region runs from base 1 to 1692 and encodes 563 amino acids. NCBI's taxonomy places the organism in Eukaryota, Metazoa, Chordata, Amphibia, Anura, Pelobatidae. Gene Ontology annotation, molecular function: protein binding.
AUGACUUCAACAUCCUUUCUACAACCUACAAAUGUGAAUGUGCAAAUUAUCGGAAAAGAAAUAAACCUGUUUUGGGAUUGUACAGGUCAAGAUAUAAACGUAACUUCCAAGAACAAGUUUGUAAUUUUCACACAAGAAUCUAACAAUCAAUAUUCAAUUACGACAACAAAUGAUGUAAAAAAGGCAACCCUGAAGCUCAAUAAAAAUGUAGAAUUUAAAGUCAGAAAAAUGGAUGACACUGUUUCUAGAAAAAGUAAAACAGUGCUUCUCUUAGAAGAAAUUUCUGUCAUCCCUAAAGGGAUUUCCAGGACAGCAACGGAAAAUGUGUCGUUAAUGGUUUUCAGUUCUUUGGCGACAUGCCAUUGGAUUUCUUAUGUUGGAGAAAACCUGUUCUACUCAUUACCAUUACAAAGAAGACAACACGCAGAAUCACAAUAUCAUUAUUGUGAAAAUAAUUUUCAAGGAAGAACUGAUGAGAAUUGUGCAUUGUAUGAUUUACAAAGGGAUUUCUCAAACAAGACGACCAUCUUUGCAGAAGGAUAUGAUAAUCAAAUACAACCAAUAUAUUUAAAUUGGUUUGAACCUUCACAAAAUGAAUUAUUAUAUCUAACAAAUCUAACUUGGAAAAUUAUUCAACGUAAAUUGCACGUGUCCUGGGAAUGUAAUAUACCAAAGGAAAUACAACAAAACAUUUCUUUCUCUGUAACAAUGGAUAAUCCUUUUCUUCCUACUAAGAGAUCGACCAAAAAUAAACAUGAAACCUUUCUCUUAUAUCCCGAUACAAAACUUAUGGUGACAACUUACAUUAAUGGCAGAGAAACACUAAUUAAAUCAAAUGAAGUUUCUGUAAUUUUUGAAGGGAUGAAAGGAACAGCUGCAGAAAAUGUCUCUUGUGUGGUUUUGAGCACUUACAUAACUUGCUCUUGGAAUUAUGGGAAAAAUGCACCCAACGAUACUGUCUACACACUUUUUAUGAGACAACAUAAUAUGGAGUUAAUGUAUAACAUGUCUACAUUUGAAUAUGAUGCACAAAAGAGAAAGGUUAAUUGCAGAAUUUCUGAUUUGAAAGAUUAUUUUGCACAUGUCUGCAUUACAAUAGAAGGAUCAAGCAAAGAAAACAUACAAAUGUUCGUAAUGUGUUUUACACCUGCUGAAAAAGAAAUGUUAAAUCCUCCAGGGCAUAUCAGUUUGGAGCGUUCUUCUCAGAGUAUAACAAUACGAUGGGCGAGACCCUACAGUUUGAGUGAACAAGAGGCUGUUGGGAAUAACUGCUAUGAAUAUAACAUUCAGAUAGACGAAAAAAUUAAGGAUGUAAUUUCUACUGAAAAUUAUACAGUACACACAAGCCUUCUUAAAGAGGACUGUUGGUUUAAAAUCAGAGCAAGAGGAAUGCACAGUUGUGGAUUAACCAAAGAAUGGGGUGAAUGGAGUAAACAAGUACCCUGUGGGUAUUCAAACAUUAAUAUGGACAAUGUACUCAUUCCCUCAUUUGUUGCUGCUGGUGUAUUGGUAACAAUCAUAAUUCUACUUUCAAUAUGCAUAUGGCAAUGGGACAAGUGCUUUCCUACAAUUCCAAAGCCAAAGAUAUAUCUUGAUAUUCAACAUACCAAUGAACAGAACAUGGCAAACGAUGGUGAGAACCAUACGUUAAGUGAUGGACCAGUCACCACCAUAAUUGAAGAUAUCUACUGAUGGACCUCUUUCAAGCCAUUACUAUAUAUUCUAUUAUAUAGAUAUAGAUAUACACACACAUACA